AGAUACCUACACCUCUGCGUAUGAUAAAUGAAUCUCAAAGUCCUUUGAUUGUCUCUUGCCGCGUUCAGAUGAUAGUAUAGCCAGUUCAAUGAAAUAUUCUCGUUUGUAGACUUGUUGAAGUAAUCGUAGAACGUAAAUACUAGUGACAUUUCAUUCCAUUAUCCAUUCCAGUAUAUACUGAGUAUCUAAUUAUUCCUUUGCUGUCUUGUUUCACCUUCCUAACCUAUAAACUUUCUAGUUUUUUCAUAUUUCACUUCUCACCUGCAACCUGUUUUGUUUAUUCUGCACAAGUGAUUGAAAACGAAAAUGAUGAAACAGGCUGUGAUAAUUUUGGUGCUGUUAGGAUCUAUUUAUUGCCAAAACUUGAACAGUUUAGACUUUGAUGUCGAUUUGAAAGACUUGAAAAAUAUUGAUCUGCAAGACUUGGAGGCGAACGCUACUCAUUUACCAGGAGUCCAAGAUGUUGAGAAAGUUUUGAGGGAUAAAUGUGCAAAGAAAGGGGCACCAGAUGCCGUGGAUUUGAUGAAGGAAGAACAAAUAAACGCCAAACUGUGUGUGGAGGCUUAUGUGAACGUCACAGCGGUGCAAGAACAACUGGAAGAAGCAAAAAAAACUGGUUCUAUGGAUGAAGUGUUUGCAAAAUAUUGUAAACUUUGGCCAGAAAUUUACUCAUGCUUCGAUAACGCAACCUUGCUGGCUAGGAAAUGUAUGGACGAAAGGGAGGAAAAGUCAUUUAACAAGUCUUUGGAAAUUUUGAAGGAACUGAAAGAGUUCUCCUGUUUCAAGGAUGGAGAUAGAUUGGCCAUGUUUGUUGCUGAGGGAGGAAUAGAGUGUAUUGGAGAGAGGAGAGAAGGUGUACAAGAAUGUUUCAAUAAAACUCUUGGGGGUAGACUUCCAAAUAGUGAUGAUCUGUCAGCCUCCAGCCUGCCAGUAUUUCUUUUCUCUGAUGAAGAUUGCGAGGAUUUCGAUGAGAUUCGCCACUGCAUUAACACGGAAUUGGAGAAAUGUAGUGAGAGUACCCCAGCAAAUAUAGUCGACGCGUUUUUGAAGUUCGUCAAAAAGCAAAUGCCCUGCGAAGUUGUGAAGCCUUCUGAGAAACUUCAGGCCUCCAGUAAAGACAUCCACAGCUCUUCCAGCGCCACUGUCCUGUUUAUCACGUCACUAAUCGUGAGGUUUUACUAGGAAAAAGCGCAAGUUAUGUACUGACUGAACUUUUUUUGUACAUAUCGUUUUGAAGGUGGAAUUCGGGUAGGGUGAAAGUGGAAUAUAAAACGGCAACUUUAUGACAUUAUGCAAAGAAUUGAGAAACUUUUUUGUGGUCCUUAUUAAAAUGAAAAAUUAAAUACAAUCUGGAGAGAGUCUAUGAGAAAAUUGUAAACGUUUCGGUUUAUUGUAAUGACAUUUCUCUAGGUUUACUUUUUAUUUUGAAAUCAAAUUGAUCAAUAUCAUAUAGUUCAUAUCACAUGAAAGAUUUGUUAAUUCAAUAUUGAAGAAAACAUCAGAAGGGUUCGUUGUUAGCAUAUCUUGUUGGGUUCUGUCUCAUGGUAAUAUAGGCAAAUUUUUUUGUUCUAUUGUUAAUUUGUCUCAUUGUUAUUUAACUGUAUGCUGGUCCAUAUACAAUAUUUCGUUAUGUAUGACUCUGUUCCGGUUGUGUAACUUCUUCUGGCUAGUGUGUCUUAUAUACAAUUUGAAGACGUUUUAUACUCUUAUUUUGCAUAUGAAAUGAUGUUUAUUAUUCUCAAGUUACUCCAUCACAAACUGUAUCAUGACUCAAAGGAUUUACAAGUAUGAAGUUUUAUAUAUGUGAUAAUUGAAUGUGGUGUACCUGGUGUAUCAUUUUUUAUCCUAUUUCAUAAGAGUUUUAUAAUUAUUAUAUGGAUGAUUUGA
This is a messenger RNA of Leptinotarsa decemlineata (Colorado potato beetle), 1887 nucleotides long. Its product is annotated as 27 kDa hemolymph glycoprotein. The record is from RefSeq and is a predicted model, not a curated record. NCBI's taxonomy places the organism in Eukaryota, Metazoa, Arthropoda, Insecta, Coleoptera, Chrysomelidae.